GCUCGGGCCCUCUUGUUUUUCCUUGAAUACUUGAGGGAAAGUAGUUUUGGUUUAUUUCAUCUGCAGCCCUCAAGAGCAUGGAGAGCACUUGGCGGGUUUGCGUUUGCUUGUACUGCUGCCUGCCCUGGCUCUCUGCUGGCACCCAGGGCUCCCCCAGCCCCAGGGGCCGGGGGGGCUCCGAGGAUGCCCCAGGGUUUUUGGCGGCUCCCGAGGACGCUGCCAGCGAGCUCAGCGCGGUGCUGCGGCUGCCCCAGGGCGGGGAGCCAGCCCAAGCCCUCCUGCCCCCCCUGCUGAAGGUGCUGCGCGACCGCGGCCCCCGCGGCUGGCACAGCGAGGCGCCGCGGCUGCGGCCGGACUCCAGGGCCCUCCGGUACAUGAAGAGGCUGUACAGGAUGUCCGCCACCAGGGAGGGCAUCCCCCGGGCGCGGCGGGGCCGCCUCUACAACACGGUGCGGCUCUUCGCGCCGUGCUGGGAGUGCGAGCGCCGCCGCGGGGGCUCGGGCACAGGAGACGUUCACUCGGUGGAUUUACUCUUCAACUUGGAUCGUGUUACUGCUCUGGAGCACUUACUCAAGUCUGUCUUGCUCUAUUCCUUUGACACAUCUGUUCCCAUUUCCUCUUCCAUUACCUGCAUAUGCCAUUUAUCCCUUAAGGAACGUGAUUUUUCCAGCCAAGUUUGUCCCAGCAUUUCCCACUCUCUAGCCUUUAGCCUGCACUUUGACGUUAGGAAACGCAAAUGGGUGGAGAUGGAUGUGACUUCUUUCCUCCAGCCUCUGAUUGCUGCCAACAGGAGGAACGUGCACAUGGCUCUGAACUUCACUUGUCAGACGGGUGACCCACAACGGAGCACGGAACUGGAAAACGCUGUUAACGUGACACUGGUUCCCCCUUCCCUUCUGCUGUAUUUGAACGACACCAGCGAGCAAGCUUAUCACCGGGGGAGCUCACUCGGGCACGGGAGGAAAAGCAGCAGCCCGCUCGCGGAUCCUCCAAAGGGUGACAAAGGACAGGGCAACCCCCGGGGCAAAAGGGCUUCUCGGCGGCGGAGGAACGAGAACCCGAAAGCGGCCCCAGCCGCUUCACCUCACAGCCUGAGAGAAUACCCGGAGCAGUUUGUGCUCCCCCAGCACGAGUGCGAGCUGCACAGCUUCCGCCUGAGCUUCAGCCAGCUGCGCUGGGACCGCUGGAUCAUCGCCCCGCACCGCUACAGCCCGCAGUUCUGCCGCGGGGACUGUCCCCGCGCCCUGGGCCAGCGCUACGGCUCCCCGGUGCACGCCAUGGUGCAGACGCUCAUCUACGAGCGCCUGGACCCGGCCGUGCCGCGGCCGUCGUGCGUGCCGGCCGCCUACAGCCCGCUCAGCGUGCUCACCGUGGAGCCCGACGGCUCCAUCGCCUACAAGGAGUACGAGGACAUGAUCGCCACCGGCUGCACCUGCCGGUAGCGGGGCUGCGCUCUCAAACACAGCUUUUAUUUCUGCAUCCUCGAGAGAUGCUGCUACAACCGACUGAGCGGCGCUGCUGCAGCUCCGGGAGCUGGGAUUUAGCACGGAGUUGGCAGAAGGGGUUCACAUCAGAGCACUGAUUUUUGUACUCACUCAGCCUUUCUGGGAUGUGCAAUUAAAUGUAAAUAGUGUCUUUUUAUGGGGAGAAUUUUGCAUUUAAAAUUGGGGAAAGGAUUUCAACUACUAAAUGUCUAUUUUUAAGCUGCUUUGUUACAGAUUUAAAAAAAAAAAAGAGAAGAGAAAUAAAUGGCUGUCACAUAUACCUUGACAUGCAGUGCCUGCUACUCUGCCUCUUCAGAAACCUUGUGUGUGGUAACUCCAGCAAUUACUAGGAAGAGAAGAAAGUAUUUAUUGUUAGAAUUAUUUCUUCUGUUUUCCUCUUUCUCUCCCACAUUCCAGCUCUUCCAAGCAGGAUCACAAAACCCUUUCUCACAGUUCUAUAAAGAAUUACCAGGUUGUUUUUUGCUUUUCUGCUGUUGCACUCCUUGGGCUUUCACAGCUAAAAGAAGGGUAAGAAUUUAAGGGCAGGGCUGGGUAAUUUGUGAACACUUAAUUCAAAUUCAAGGCACUAUUUUGGUAACAAUUGGCAUCAGGUAAGGCAGCUGUCUAUGGGGUGAGGGCAGAGGAUUGUCCACUGGAGCCACACUGCCACUUGCUUCUGAGGUAGGAAGGAUUGUUUAAAGAGCUUAAUCCCCAAAAAUGGCUUGUAAAAGCCUUUAAUGUGUUGAUGUAAAUGCUGUUCAAUGGGUUUAAUAUUCUGAAAUGUGGGGCCACCACUUUGUUUCCUUUCACAAUGAAACUGUAGGUAACAAGUGCUUCAACUCUAGAUGCUUUCACACACAAAUUUUUACUGUAAUUGAUUUAUUAUGAUUUAUUUUCUCCUGCUGCACUUGGGGUUCAUACACAAAACCUCUCAGCUUUAGUGGGGAUUUUUCUUGUUUGUUAAUUAAAGGCUGUGGAGCAGCACUAUCUCGUAAAACUUGUUCAGAACAUCCUUUAACAUUGUCUUCCUAAUGGAUUAAUAAAUAAAUGCUGUAACUUUCUGCACUAAGCCACCCAACCUUAGCUCCUGAGCAAUUCCAGAGGCUGGGAAUUGGGCCUGGCAGGGCAGGGACUGCUCCCGAGGAGCUGCUGUGAGGUUUGACAGUUCACUGAUUGUGCUGAACCCGUGGAUGUCAGGGUGUCCUGCAGGCACAAAUCUGCCCGAAAAGUGAAGAUCCUGCUCCAGGUUUCAGUCUCUGCCUGCUGAAAUCCAAGUGGUUGACACCAAAAGCUAAAACAGAACCUUGGAGUCACAUAAAACCCUCCUGGUCCCAGCACUGUGGGUGGUUGGGUGAGUUUGGGUUGUUUCACUCCUGCCCUUCAGACUCCGGGGAUUUGCCUUUGCUCAUGUGCCAGAGAAGAAAAUAAAUGGAAUUGUUUCCUCAGCAAAUCCUUCUAAUUAUGGUGAAAUGUCUAAUGUAGUCCAAUAAUCUUAAUAUAUUCUAAUAUUUCAUUAAUGGGGAUCAUAUUUAAUACAGUCUAAUAUUUCUAAUAGUAAUAUAUUAAAUAUGUGUAAUAUAUUGUAAUAAUUCCAAUAAUGUUGAACCUAAUAUAUUCUAAUAAUAAUUCCAACAAUGUUGAAGGUGUUUAACAUAUUCUAACAAAUCUAGUAUAUUGUAAUAUUAGUUUAAAUAAUGGCAAAUAUGUGUGUUAUAUCAUAAUGAUACAAAUAAAGUUGAA
Molecule: messenger RNA, 3224 nt
Organism: Prinia subflava (tawny-flanked prinia)
Lineage: Eukaryota; Metazoa; Chordata; Aves; Passeriformes; Cisticolidae
Gene: GDF9
Product: growth differentiation factor 9
Exons: 2
Coding region: 78-1442 (454 amino acids)
Cellular component (GO): extracellular region
Molecular function (GO): cytokine activity; growth factor activity
Source: RefSeq, a predicted model, not a curated record